Messenger RNA from Doryrhamphus excisus (bluestripe pipefish), 1806 nucleotides. RefSeq lists its product as uncharacterized. The record is from RefSeq and is a predicted model, not a curated record. NCBI's taxonomy places the organism in Eukaryota, Metazoa, Chordata, Actinopteri, Syngnathiformes, Syngnathidae. Gene Ontology annotation, cellular component: nucleus. Gene Ontology annotation, molecular function: DNA-binding transcription factor activity, RNA polymerase II-specific; RNA polymerase II transcription regulatory region sequence-specific DNA binding. Gene Ontology annotation, biological process: embryo development; regulation of transcription by RNA polymerase II.
ACACGGAAGUGGAAGUUCGUCCAUGAAGCCGACACCGCUACGGAUAAACAAACAAGUGUCACUUGUCAGACGCUUCGUGAAUGAGAAAUAUCUGGGGAGCUUCUGUCGGCCAGAGGACAACCUGGACAGGAUUGAAAAGCUGUUGCGUUAGCCAGACGCAAAAGGAGGAAGACCAACGUCACACCAUCUCAGUGAAGAGCGAGAUGGAGCACAACCACGGCGACAGGAAGUUGCACCUGUGUGGUGUGUGCGGCAAAUCUCUCAGCGACCGUCGCUCCCUCUCCCGCCAUAAACUGACACACUCGACCGAACGUGCUCAUGGCUGCCGGACGUGUGGCCGUCGGUUCAAGCUGUCAGGAACACUGCGGCAGCACGAGAAGAUCCACAUGCGUGGCGAGCGCACGUUUCUGUGCGACAUCUGCUGCCAGAUGUUCUGGAGCAGCCAGCAGCUGCACGUGCACAUGCGGCGCCAUAGCGGCGAGCGGCCACACCGCUGCCGCCUGUGCGGCAAAGGCUUCGUCACCAGGGGCCUCCUGACCGUGCACACGCGCGUGCACACAGGCGAGGCACCCUACCGCUGCCCUGACUGCGGCCUCUCCUUCAAACGCAAGGUGCACCUGGACAACCACAUGACAAUCCACUCAGGCGCCAAGCCCUUCGUGUGUGCCGUGUGUGGCAAAGCGUGUGCGCGGAAAACCUACCUGACGGUCCACAUGAGGACGCACAGUGGCGAGCGUCCUUACAAGUGUGACUUGUGCGACAGAGCCUUCACGCAGAGUCACUGCCUGAAGACCCACAUGAGGAGCCACCAGGGGGCGCCAGCCUUCCAAACGUUGAAGUGACAGCAUUCAGCAGAGGGUUCCUGUCUUUCCACCGCUCCUGACUUCCGGAACUUUUCCAGGGUUCCUUUUGUCCUCUUGUGACUCUACCCGUUUGUUUCUGUGGCAUCUCGGUUCGCCUCCAUGGUACUAGCUUCUCAGUAGACACAAUUUGUCACGGCUAAACAAACAUCUCAUGACUGAAGUCACCUAUCCAGGACACACCAAAGGUCAGGGGGACACAGCAGAGCAAGAACACUGUUGUUAUGACCUUCUUCAAGUCUCCUUUCCUUUGUAGAAUCUUCAGGAAGUACUGAUGGUGCAAGAUCACUUCCUGAAUCAACGUAAGACUCACUGGAACACAGUGUUGAUUCUGGUCUUCCAGCCAGGAGCAGAUCCUCUUACAUGGGCAAGGAUUUAAUUUUUAUCCUUAAUGAUAAACGUCUCAAUUGUCAUAAUCUGUGCUCCAAAAGCACAGACAAUACUUUUGGGGGCGUUUCUCCUCUCUAGAUGAUGUCUAUAUUCACUUCCAAGGUGAUGACUUUUCUUUUUCUCUACUUCAACCAGAGUAGCCUUCCUUACACAGAAUGAUGUACAGAAAGUUCAUUAAUAAGCAUUAUGUUAUUCAGCACAAUGGCCCCUAACCUACAUUUUUAGGAGCACAAGCAGAACAUUUAGGGGUGUGCACCGAAAAUUGACUUGCAAAGUCUUCUCAUUUUCACUGUUUAACUGAUAAAUACUUGAACAAUAAAUGGCAACUAUCUUCUCUAACCACCCUGUUUCUGACCCUAACUUCUGGAAGGCGUCGUUGUUGGUGGCAUCAUGGACAUGAUUGGAUUCAUAAACUCCAAUACUACCCUAUUUUCACACACAAGCCAACCACACUGGCUAUUCAGCCCUGCACUCUCACACGUAUUGGCACGCCUCCUUCUUCUUUUGGAGUUAAUGUUGGAUGCCAAAUUAGCUCAUUUGUGCUUUAAUAUUAACU